AGCACGGACCAUAAACAGAAGUUAGAGAAAACCUCUCGUCUAAUAUUCAUAUGUUGUCUCUGCAUUUCCACAUUUCUCUUCAUGUUUCACACGUUUGAAACCGUCUGCAGACACGAAGCGUUUCUCAGAAGCAAAGUGUCAGCGUGGACGUGAGGAUGGGACGCGCUUUGUUUGGUGUGUUGGGGCUUUUCUUGCUGAAUAUUCUCCUCUACUGUGGACACGCUCAAGUCACAAACAGAGCUGUUGUGACACUGCAACACGACUGGCCUGAGAUUUACUCUGGAGAGACGAUCACUCUCACAUGUGGAAUAGAGGAGGGAGGAGGCUCUGAGUGGGAGUAUGAAUGGAGAACACCCGGCUAUUACACACCUCCAAACCCAAGAGGCUCCAUGAGGACAUCAUCAGUCACAGGAGACUACAGCUGUAAGGGCAGACUGAAAGAUGGAGCCUCUACAACAAAAUGGAGUGAUGCUUUCACAGUAAAAACAUCAGCAGAAAAACCAAAGGCCCAACUGAGAAAAGACUCUCCUGUAGCGGGAAGUGUGACCCUGACCUGCUCUGUUGAGUCAUCAUCAUCAUCAUCAUCAUCACCAUCAUCUGGAUGGAAGUACUUCUGGUACAGAGACGAGAAAACCUCUGAACCUCUGAAAACAGGAGAUGAUGUUCUCCUCCAGAGUGGAAGCAUCUCUCCCUCUGGUAGAGGAGUCUACUGGUGCAGAGGAGGAAGAGGAGACCCAGUUUACUACACAGAGUACAGCCAUCCAGUCGCCACAAACAGAGCUGUUGUGACUCUGCAACACGACUUGCCUGAGAUUUACUCUGGAGAGACGAUCACUCUCACAUGUGGAAUAGAGGGGGGAGGAGGCUCUGAGUGGGAGUAUGAAUGGAGAACACCCGACUAUUACACACCUCCAAACCCAAGAGGCUCCAUGAUUACAUCAUCAGUCAGAGGAGACUACAGCUGUAAGGGCAGACUGAAAGAUGGAGGCUCUACAACAGAAUGGAGUGAUGCUUUCACAGUAAAAACAUCAGCAAAACCAAAGGCCCAACUGAGAAAAGACUCUCCUGUAGCGGGACGUGUGACCCUGACCUGCUCUGUGGGGUCAUCAUCAUCAUCACCAUCAUCAUCAUCAUCAUCAUCUGGAUGGAAGUACUUCUGGUACAAAGACGAGAAAACCUCUGAACCUCUGAAAACAGGAGAUGAUGUUCUCCUCCAGAGAGGAAGCAUCUCUCCCUCUGGUGGAGGAGUCUACUGGUGCAGAGGAGGAAGAGGAGGAAGAGGAGCCCCAGUUUACUACACAGAGUACAGCCAUCCAGUCGCCACAAACAGAGCUGUUGUGAAGCCCAACUGGCCUGAGAUUUACUCUGGAGAGACGAUCACUCUCACAUGUGGAAUAGAGGAGGGAGGAGGCUCUGAGUGGGAGUAUGAAUGGAGAACACCCGACUAUUACACACCUCCACACCCAAGAGGCUCCAUGAUGACAUCAUCAGUCAGAGGAGACUACAGCUGUAAGGGCAGACUGAAAGAUGGAGGCUCUACAACAGAAUGGAGUGAUGCUUUCACAGUAAAAACAUCAGCAGCAAAACCAAAGGCCCAACUGAGCAAAGACUCUCCUGUAGCGGGACGUGUGACCCUGACCUGCUCUGUGGGGUCUUCAUCAUCAUCAUCAUCAUCAUCUGGAUGGAAGUACUUCUGGUACAAAGACGAGAAAACCUCUGAACCUCUGAAAACAGGAGAUGAUGUUCUCCUCCAGAGUGGAAGCAUCUCUCCCUCUGGUGGAGGAGUCUACUGGUGCAGAGGAGGAAGAGGAGACCCAGUUUACUACACAGAGUACAGCCAUCCAGUCGUCACAAACAGAGCUGUUGUGACUCUGCAACACGACUUGCCUGAGAUUUACUCUGGAGAGACGAUCACUCUCACAUGUGGAAUAGAGGAGGGAGGAGGCUCUGAGUGGGAGUAUGAAUGGAGAACACCCGACUAUUACACACCUCCAAACCCAAGAGGCUCCAUGAUGACAUCAUCAGUCAGAGGAGACUACAGCUGUAAGGGCAGACUGAAAGAUGGAGGCUCUACAACAGAAUGGAGUGAUGCUUUCACAGUAAAAACAUCAGAAAAACCAAAGGCCCAACUGAGAAAAGACUCUCCUGUAGCGGGAAGUGUGACCCUGACCUGCUCUGUGGGGUCUUCAUCAUCAUCACGAUCAUCAUCAUCAUCAUCUGGAUGGAAGUACUUCUGGUACAAAGACAAGAAAACCUCUGAACCUCUGAAAACAGGAGAUGAUGUUCUCCUCCAGAGUGGAAGCAUCUCUCCCUCUGGUGGAGGAGUCUACUGGUGCAGAGGAGGAAGAGGAGACCCAGUUUACUACACAGAGUACAGCCAUCCAGUCGUCACAAACAGAGCUGUUGUGAAGCCCAACUGGCCUGAGAUUUACUCUGGAGAGACGAUCACUCUCACAUGUGGAAUAGAGGAGGGAGGAGGCUCUGAGUGGGAGUAUGAAUGGAGAACACCCGACUAUUACACACCUCCAAACCCAAGAGGCUCCAUGAUGACAUCAUCAGUCAGAGGAGACUACAGCUGUAAGGGCAGACUGAAAGAUGGAGGCUCUACAACAGAAUGGAGUGAUGCUUUCACAGUAAAAACAUCAGAAAAACCAAAGGCCCAACUGAGCAAAGACUCUCCUGUAGGGGGACGUGUGACCCUGACCUGCUCUGUGGGGUCUUCAUCAUCAUCAUCAUCACCAUCAUCAUCAUCAUCAUCUGGAUGGAAGUUCUUCUGGUACAGAGACGAGACAACGUCUAAACCUCUGAAACCAGGAGAUGAUGUUCUCCUCCAGGGUGGAAGCAUCUCUCCCUCUGCUGGAGGAGUCUACUGGUGCAGAGGAGGAAGAGGAGGAAGAGGAGGAAGAGGAGACCCAGUUUACUACACAGAGUACAGCCAUCCAGUCGCCACAAACAGAGCUGUUGUGAAGCCCAACUGGCCUGAGAUUUACUCUGGAGAGACGAUCACUCUCACAUGUGGAAUAGAGGAGGGAGGAGGCUCUGAGUGGGAGUAUGAAUGGAGAACACCCGACUAUUACACACCUCGACACCCAAGAGGCUCCGUGAUUACAUCAUCAGUCAGAGGAGACUACAGCUGUAAGGGCAGACUGAAAGAUGGAGGCUCUACAACAGAAUGGAGUGAUGCUUUCACAGUAAAAACAUCAGCAAAACCAAAGGCCCAACUGAGCAAAGACUCUGUAGAGGGACGUGUAACCCUGACCUGCUCUGUGGGGUCAUCAUCAUCAUCAUCACCAUCAUCUGGAUGGAAGUACUUCUGGUACAAACACAAAAAAUACUCUGCACCUCUGAAAACAAGAGCUGAUGUUCUCCUCCAGAGUGGAAGCAUCUCUCCCUCUGGUGGAGGAGUCUACUGGUGCAGAGGAGGAAGAGGAGACCCAGUUUACUACACAGAGUACAGCCAUCCAGUCGAUGUCCCUCAGCCUGUCCUCACAGUGUCUCCAUCAUGGACGAGUCCUGGAGACUCAGUGACUCUGACCUGCAGUGUUGAACCUCCGUCUGCAGGAUGGAGGUUCUUCUGGUAUCAGGCUGUUCCAGAACUGUCACUCAACUACACCUAUGAGCUUCUAGCUGGUAACACCACUGGGACUGAACAGGAUUCCUACAUUCUUCAUGGACAGACACACACAGCAGGAUAUGUGUGCAGAGCUGGAAGAGGAGAUCCUGUGUUUUACACUCUGUACAGUGAUGUGAAGUUUGUCUGGUCUGGAGGUGUGAAUCCAGCAGCGUCUCUCACAGUGAGUCCUCACAGACUGCAGCACUUCAGCACAGAGUCACUGUCACUGAGCUGUGAGGGAAACUCUACUGAGUGGAGAGUGAUGAAGGCUGAUGAAUCUGGCUUCAUGUCAUCCUGUUCUUACUGGGGACAAAUGACUGGAUCCACAUGCAACACCACUAGAGCGAGUAGUGGAGUGUACUGGUGUGAGUCUGCAACACAGUCCAGCAAUGCAGCCAACAUCACUACACACAGUGGUGAUGUCAUCCUGGUGAGUCCUGUCCAUCCUGUGACUGAGGGACAUUCGGUCACUCUUGGCUGCAUGUUGAGGACAAAAGAACUUCUUGAUAAUGUGGAUUUCUAUAAAAAUGACCAACUCCUCCCAAAUGGUGUCGGAGGGGAGCUGUUUAUCUCUGCAGUUACUAAGUCAGAUGAAGGCUUUUAUAAAUGUAGAGGAAGGAAAUCACCUCCAGGUUUGGAGACUUUGACCUCAGCAGAGAGCUGGUUGUCAGUGGAACAUCCUGAAGAAGCAGCAUCAAGCUCUGUGUUUCUCCUGCUGUUGGUGGUUGGUCUGGCUUCUGGAAUUUUACUGAUUAUUCUCCUGCUGCUGAUUCUGCGUCGCUACAGAAAGUCAAAAGCUUCAAGCCUCAGCAGGUCUCAGAGGACCAAUCAGAGCCCAGCUACA
Molecule: messenger RNA, 4457 nt
Organism: Gasterosteus aculeatus aculeatus (three-spined stickleback)
Lineage: Eukaryota; Metazoa; Chordata; Actinopteri; Perciformes; Gasterosteidae
Source: RefSeq, a predicted model, not a curated record